AUGAAAAGCGCGAUCUUAAUCACAGGUGCGUCGCGAGGCUUCGGCCGGUACCUUGCGCUCGACUUUGUGAGUCAACUCAAGGCGCAAAGUGUUGAUUUGCACCUAUGGGCUCGCGAUGAGUCCGGUCUGAAGGAGACGGAGCGCUUGGCCCUAGAAAUGUGGGAAAAAGAAGGCUCUGAGGGCAAGUUGCUUUGCUUUUCACAGUCAGUAGACUUAAGCAAUUCGGGGGAAUACACAAGUAAGGUGGAAGAUUUAAUGCGACAGCUGGAAAAGCAGAGAUACGAUCGUGUCUUCCUUGUACACAACGCGGGAUCGUUAGGGAAGCUAGGAUUAGCACAAGAGGUUAUGAGCUCUGCGACAGAGUUGACACCAUACUGGGAACUAAACGUCACAUCGGUGAUGUGGCUUAACAAUUGUUUCCUACGUGCCUUUGGAGCGUCAAGGGAGGAACUGAGCAGUCCGACUUUUGCUAGUGACAAGGUCACACAGCUUGUAAUUGUUAACAUUACGUCGUUGUGUAGCAUUAAACCAUUUAAGACGCACAUGUUAUAUUGCACGGGCAAAGCGGCGCGCGAGAUGCAUCACCGAGUGAUCGCUACGGAGCAAGCCGCGGGCAACAAGGUGCAGGUGUUACAGUACUCUCCCGGACCGAUGGACACAGAAAUGCAAAGGACUAUUCGUGAAUCUCCCAAUGUUGACACUGAACUACAAACCAAAUUUCGCGAAAUGAAGGCCAAUGGAGAACUUGUACCAACUGCACAAUCGUCAUUGCGUUGCGUGAAGCUCGCUAUCAACGGAAAUUUUGAGUCUGGGGCCCACGUUGACUACUGUGAUCAUAAAGUAUUAAGCCGUUUUGAUUCUGCGAAGAACUAG
Plasmopara halstedii is the source of this 873-nucleotide messenger RNA. Its product is annotated as sepiapterin reductase. The coding region runs from base 1 to 873 and encodes 290 amino acids. Gene Ontology annotation, biological process: tetrahydrobiopterin biosynthetic process. The transcript is spliced from 2 exons. The record is from RefSeq and is a predicted model, not a curated record. Lineage: Eukaryota; Oomycota; Peronosporomycetes; Peronosporales; Peronosporaceae. Gene Ontology annotation, molecular function: sepiapterin reductase (NADP+) activity.